Messenger RNA from Saccharomyces cerevisiae S288C, 2202 nucleotides. It is a transcript of the gene MAK10, whose product is annotated as Mak10p. Gene Ontology annotation, cellular component: NatC complex; cytoplasm. NCBI's taxonomy places the organism in Eukaryota, Fungi, Ascomycota, Saccharomycetes, Saccharomycetales, Saccharomycetaceae. The transcript has a single exon. The coding region runs from base 1 to 2202 and encodes 733 amino acids. The record is from RefSeq and is marked reviewed.
AUGGAAGUAGACAGUAUAUUAGGUUCCUUGAGCAUAACUGAUGAUUUUGACCAAUUGGUUGACGUCACAAGUCUGUUUGAUGAAUUGUGUUCAAAACUAAAACCAGAGGCUAUCGUGAAAGAUCCCAGGUUUGAUUUGUUCGAGGGUACACAUUCUUUAGAGGUCAACAACUCCAAAUUAGACUCCAGUCUGAUAGAAUUGACAGCAGAAGAAAUAGAAUUUGAUGUGAACGUGGCCUACGAUCCACCGUUGGCAAGUGUAGCAGCCAUAGCGGAUAGAUUACUUAGAUGUGUUAUCUCCUGGCUGAAUGACUACCAGACUUUACCCACUACUGUAUUAAGCUGCAGGUAUACAGAAAGCUUAUUAUCGUCAUUAGUUAAGGGAACAACUGCCGGUUCGUCCUGGUGUACAGGGAAUAUUUUGUAUGAUAAAGUACUAGGAAGUUGCAUACUUGGCGUUUGUUAUUUAACAAAAUUUGUGCAGAAACUCUUGAGUGCUGGUAUUGUUUUUGAAGAGGAGGAUUUAAAUUUUAAUAACAUGGGGUUUAAUACAUUCGAUAAUUUGCCGGGGCAAGAUGUUGUUAUCAAUUCUCUCACCGAGAGCCUUCAGAUAUUAGAGGCAUAUUCUGAUGAUAGCUUACAUUUAACUAUGCUGAAGCAUAUACUAAAAAUUAUCAUUUGCUUAGUCCACUUAGAAGACCAUCUGACAGACUAUUCCACAAAGACAAGCCACCUGGAUGAGCUAAUUGAAAACGCUAACUCGGUUAAUGGCAUAUUUCCACAAUUACAGCUGUCUCCACCAAAGGGUGCGUUCUCAACAUAUAUACAAAAGCACAGGUCUAAUCAAUUCCCUCCCAGGAAGAUUACGAAGUUACCGACGGAUUACAGCGGCUUUAUUACACUGGCAAAUGAUGUUAAAACAAUACUCCUUGUAGAUAAAGCCGAGUCUGCGUUGGAGACCUACCAGUUUGCCAAAUUCUUCAACAAGUUGGAACAAAGGCAUGUCAUUGCAAGGAUCUUAUUCCCCUUAUUUUUCAUUAGAGACGACAGAACAGUUUUGGGUAAAUUUUCAUAUACCCAAUUUUAUUUGCUACAUGUCAAGGAGUUUUCAGCACAAACUCCAUCUGAAUUUGAAUCCUCUAUUGGUAAUGAACUUAUCCAAGAAAGCUCUAAUAUGCUUUUAGAAUGGUACCAAAACUGCUCCCAAAACACAUGUAGAUAUAGACAAGGUUUUAACAGGCAACUUAUUCUAUGGGAUUCUCUUCAAGCCCAGUUUGAAAGUGUCAAUUCACAAGUUUACUGUUCGUGGACAUAUUUUAUGAAACUAUCAAGUAUGAUCGAAUUCUCUUUAAAGGGGUUUGAUUUGGAUAUUUACAAACCCUUUGAAGCAUACUCUAUGUUUUGGUAUGUUUAUUAUUUAAGUCACCACUUAGAAACCUUUUUGAAAGAUAGUCAAAAUGAUAUUGAAUCAAAUAUUAAUGCCAUUCAUUCCAUGAACAAAAAACUUAAAAAAUUGAAAGCUGGUGAAAAGAAGGACCAAUUGAGGCUAAAGUACAGGUUUGCUAUGGAUAAUGAAAUGGAACAAUUACAAGCUACCAAACAAUUUUUAAACUAUCUUUUGAAGGAAAUUAACAUUACCAAAUCUUUAUGUCUAAUAGAGGUUUUCCAAUUUGCAAUUUUAAAGUCAUUUGGUUUAAUUGACAACAAGAAUAGUACUCCGUCAAAAUUCUCUAAUGAACGGUUAAUCCAUAAUUUGAGAUUCAAGCCAUUUAAUUCAAUUGGUGUUCCUGAGUUACCAGAAUAUGAAGUAUUUCAACAAACUUUAAAAGAUUUUGUCAUUGAAGAAAAAGGAGCUGCAUUUGAUAUAAAGUUAGAAAGGGCCACUAACUUUAUCGAAACUGAAGUGCGCAAUGUCGUUAGUUCUAUUGAUGAGAUAAUGCAAGGAAUCAAGGGAGGCGAUAAUAACGGCGUUCUAGUAACAGGAACAAGACUGGUUCAAGAGCUCUCUCUGGAGUACUAUUGUAAACUAAAACAUACUUCUAAAGCAUUAUCAGUCAACUCAAAAGUUAUCGUCAACACUUUGAAAAAGAACAUUAAAAACAAGGACUCCCACGAAUACAAGGUUGAAUUAGUUCAUACAACAGAAGGAUGGAACUAUUUCCCCAUACAAACAUUGAGAAUAAAGCAAGACCGCUAUAAAUAA